This is a messenger RNA of Chlamydomonas reinhardtii, 2067 nucleotides long. RefSeq lists its product as uncharacterized. Lineage: Eukaryota; Viridiplantae; Chlorophyta; Chlorophyceae; Chlamydomonadales; Chlamydomonadaceae. The record is from RefSeq and is a predicted model, not a curated record. The transcript has 2 exons. Bases 34 to 264 code for a protein of 76 amino acids.
CGUAAGAAAGGUCUGGCAAACAGCCUGUGGGCGAUGGCGGUGUUCGGAGAAACGUGUUCUCCUGGCAUGCGGCGGCUAGAGGCCUACCUGCUGCGCCGGCUGCAGAAGGUGGUGGUGAUGGCAGCUGAACCGGCAGUGGGAGCGCCAGUCCGCACCACGGGCACAGCUGCUGCCACUUCAAGCCCCGGUAGCAGCAGCAUUAGCCACAGCAGUCUCGGCAGCCCCCAGCUACUGCACGGCCCUCGCGGCGCGUGUGAUGAGUGAUGACGGCCACGCCCCAUGCAUGGCGGAUGUUGUAACGACGGGAAAAGGCCCUUCGAAGUUGUCAGGAACGGGAAGUACCCGCGUUACAUUCUCCCCCCCUUGGAUCACACGUCCUCGGGUGGAUCUGCGAAUGUGACUGCUCGCCAGAAACCUAAUUUUGACACCACGGCCGGCAUUACCCGUCACCGCGUCGAGAAGGCACCACGGUAUGCAAUCCCCUAGUGCCGGUUUUUUGAGCGAAGCCAAAUUCCGACGUUCUCAGGACUCGAACCAGCGACCUCCGGCUGUUAUACCAUCGGAACGCUGGGUGGUCUCGAUACCAAUUGUAACGACGGGAAAAGGCCCUUCGAAGUUGUCAGGAACGGGAAGUACCCGCGUUACAGAUGUGCUGAAGAGAGGCCAAGCGGGUGACUCUGAUUGGGGUCUCGAGGCGUGGAGGUUCUGAUGAACAAUCCGGAUGGAUGUUGUUGGCUGCAAACAGGCAAUAGACUGGCGUUAAGUUGCUUGCUCAGAUGAGGAUCAGGGCGUACACAUGUGUUGCGGCGUUUCUAUCUGCGGGUUGCAUGUGUGCAUACCGUGUGUGUGUGUGUGUGUGUGUGUGUGUGUGUGUGUGUGUGUGUGUGUGUGUGUGUGUGUGUGUGUGUGUGUGUGUGUGUGUGUGUGUGUGUGUGUGUGUGUGUGUGUGUGUGUGUGGCCGCCCAAAACCUGGCUGCGGCGGUUUGCGCGCGUUCAAGGAUCAUGUUCGGCACGGCGAGCUAGGGAUGUGUGGCGUGAGUACGGGCCACACCAUGGCAACUAGGCGGCGAGUACUGCAGCUAGUGGUGCAGGCCCUUUGUGCUUGCAUUUGGUGUUGUCGCUGGCUCGAUUGCUUGUUGGUGCCGCGAGGCAACAUGUUUUGUGCGUGGUACGGGACGGGCCCGAAAGUUGCAAUCACAAGUUGAACCGGUCAAGGAGAGACGUGACGCAUUUGCGAGCGUGUGAGACUGCAGGUAGGGGCGGCGGCGAGCAACGCCUGUGCACGUGUGAGAACCCACAUGCAUGGGGCCGCCUAAGCCCUGUUUGGGGGGAUAGUCCACUGGUCAGUUGCAGGGGAUGAGAUAAGGGGAUUCCAAAGUCCCACACAUGCAUGCGCGGGGAGCUUGGCCUUCUGCGGCUGUCGGAGGGGUGGCGUGCAGGUGUUUGGGGCUGCAAGCGGGAAUACGUUUUCAUGUUGUUUGCACGUUGUGUUUGCAAUACCGUACGCAGCUGUAGGGACUACGAGUGGGGAAGUCAGGCAGGGCCGCCCCUGGAGUGAAGAUUGCAUUGGUUACAAGAGGGACCUGCUGACGCAGUUCACGAGCCAGUGAAGGGCGAUACAAAGAACUGACCAGCCGGGACGCUGACGCAGUUCACGAGCGAGUGAAGGGCGAUACAAAGAACUGACCAGCCGGGACCAGCCGAUCAGGCAACCGCACGGAGUUGCCAGGCACAUGCGCCGAUGGAGGCUACCGUACACUGCACCAGUGCAAAGCCCUGACGAGCUUUGAAAGGAAGGAAUAUACGCUAGGCAAAGAAUAAGUGCGUGUGUGCUAGGGGCACUACCCGCAGCGCGUGGGAGUGUGACAGGCCGUGAUGGGAAGGUGACAGGGGGAGGGAGGAGAGGGCAGCUGCAGCGGGACAACGAGACCCGAGCGCUCGAGUAGUGCCGGCUGCUUAUGACCAGGGUUGCGUAGUUCGUAGUACGCGUACUAUGUACUACGUACUGUACGCUGCCCUCGUCGGCUAGUACGUUGGAAAAUACGUUGUGAGAAAUCCUAGUACGCC